This is a messenger RNA of Sorex araneus (European shrew), 1953 nucleotides long. RefSeq names its product neuronal regeneration related protein (gene NREP). Lineage: Eukaryota; Metazoa; Chordata; Mammalia; Eulipotyphla; Soricidae. Gene Ontology annotation, biological process: regulation of neuron differentiation; regulation of transforming growth factor beta receptor signaling pathway; axon regeneration. The transcript has 4 exons. The coding region runs from base 138 to 344 and encodes 68 amino acids. Gene Ontology annotation, cellular component: nucleus; cytoplasm. The record is from RefSeq and is a predicted model, not a curated record.
CUGGAGCACGAUCCCCCUUCCAUCCACAUUUGUGUUUCAGGUGUAGACGGGAGAGAGGGAGCCGGAGCGGGCUUUGUCUGUUGGUCUUGGACAGAAGAGAGUGAGUUUGCAAGGACAAGACUGAUUUUCAUCUCAAAAUGAUUUAUUACCCAGAGCUAUCUGUCUGGGUCAAUCAAGACUCAUUUCCCAAUCAAGAAAUGGAAGGGAGGCUUCCCAAGGGAAGACUUCCUGUCCCCAAGGAAGUGAACCGCAAGAAGAAUGAGGACAGCAAGGCUGCCUUCCUGACUCCUCUUGGCAGCUGUGAAUACCGCUCCCUGAAAAUCAAUCACCUCCACUCUUUUUAAGUGUAUCACCUCCAUUUGUAUUGCAUUAUGGUGUAUGGGUAUUGAUGAGGUCAUGAUAUCAUAUAUGGGAUUUUUUCUGUGUAUAUCAUCAAGUAGAAGAAGGAACUCUGGGACUCUGAGCCUUGCUUUAGAGAAUUUACAGUGGACAUUCAAAUAGGUAGCAUCAAACCAGUUUUGACUCAUUCUGACUCAAGUGAAAAUGCUCAGAAUUUCACACUGUGAAUCCACGUUUACAACCUUACAGGUGGGCCUUCAGGCCUGGUUCUCUACAGCGACGACCCAACGGCGUCUCCACAACUCCAACCCCCUCAGCUCUCACUCAACCGGUCCACACCUGCCUUCAUGCACACAGCAACCGAUUGCUUCUGGCAGAGGCUGAGAGUCCCCAUUUUUUCGAUUUUGUUUUGUUUGUUUUUUAAUUUCAUUUAGAUGUAACAAGCCUAGUAGUUUCUGUUCAUCAAUUGUGUGUAUAUCUCUAUAUUUUACCCAUGUACUCUUUUGAUGUAUAGAAGUAGUUUGAAACUCAUUGUUUCCUCGUGGUAAGUGACUGAGAUGCUGCCACAGGACCUGAGACACUGAUGAAUGGUGCUAUUUUGGACUUUCAACAUGCUCCUUGGCGAGGUAGCUCUGAUGGAGUUAUUUUUUAUUUCCAUAUUCUAAGAAGGUGUUGGUACUCUGUUCCCCUGAAUGUUCUUCUCUAGACUGGAUUGACUUAUUUUCCUUGUGUCUUCAGUGUGGCUUUCUUCUUCAGCGUGGAAGGUUCAGGGAGUGACUCCAGACAGACCAAGAGACCCAUGUCUCCUGGGCGGGUACUCUCGAGCACACAGGCACGGUAGUGGGGCAAUUACAAAGCUGUAACUUACUGACAAAAUUUCUUCCUUUCUGUCACUCUGCCUGCCUUAGGAAAGCAAUAAUUUUACAGGUGUUAUUAGGUGUCUGUUUUGGUUCCUUUUUUUCUUUGUGAAAAUAUCUUUGGGGAAUAAAAGGCAAAUUCUAUUUUCAAUAAAUGCCCUCUGAACAAAUCCAAAAAUUUGAUAUCUCAGUAUGAAUAUAAACAUUAACCCAAGACUACAUUUGAAAGGUUUCUUUAUAAAAUUUAAACUAAAAAAAAAUAAAGGCAGAGCACUUCUUUUUAACAGUUUUAGUAAGCAAGGUAUAGGUUAUAUGUUUUGUCCUUGCUCCCAGUGAAAUAGAUAAAAAUAAAAUCAGCUAAUACCACCUACUCAUGGAAUGCUGUUGUGUUAGCCAGUCUGAAAGCCCACCUUAAUUUUUAUAUAACUGUCUUUAGCUCUUCCUUAGCAAGAUAGGUUUGUUCUGUACUGUUCCGCUUCUGACUGUUAGUCAGACAGUGCAUGCCCCAUCUUCCCCCUUCCUUCUCGCUCUCCCACGGGCUUGAGUCUCUUGUGCAUCUUCUCCUCCCUCCUUUGUUAGAAUAGGUAUAAGUUGUGUAUAUAAAGCAAGAAAACAGUAUUCUGCAUCUGUGGCAUUUACGUAGAAUUGCAGUUGUAUACUGAUUUUGUAACAAUGUGAUCUAUCUGAUGCACUCAUGAUAAGUACCCAAUGUAUUUUAGUAGUAUUUGUUCAAUAAAUAUGCAAGUUGAAAGGGAAA